CGAGACGCGAACACUUCGUGUGUUGCUACAAAACACAUGAAAUACAACAAAAAACAAUCGAUGUGAUAAAAAAAAACUAUUUUCAACUAGGCAACAAGGAUAAUAAGUGUGCAAAGGGACUAACGAAUUUAAAGUGAAAUUUAAAUACGAACAACCGAAAGAACUCGAAAGUCAAAAGGGGCUCUUGAAAAAUGUCAGUACAAAGUGUGUGUUCCUAAAAAUGUUCUUAUUACAGCGGUUUAUAUUCGCGCUUGCGCUCGUUUUACUCACGUUGGUGGUGCUAUGCGCCUGCGCGCCCCAAAGCUAUUAUGCCUCAAACUCUUAUUCAACGGGCUCAGCACCAUAUCGCGCGAGCCCUUAUCGGCGCGCCGGUUAUUCUCCUUAUCGGGACUAUAACCGCGAGUAUUAUGACGCGUUGCGACAACGACGCCUGCGCGCGUUGGCCGACAGCUACAAAGGCAUUUACAACAGCAUCAGCAGCAGUACCAGCAGCCGUGGUGACAGCGGCACCAGCAGCCGUGGUGACAGCGGCACGAGCAGCAAAACACAGCGCUACUAUUCCUCCUCACGUUUGCCCAUCUCCGCAGUCGCUAUAAGCGCUAGCAACAACGAUAAUAACGGCAGCACAAGUACCAGCCUUUAUGCUAGCGACAGCAAUGAUCCGUAUAACAGUAAAUACAACAGAUACGAUGCUUACGCAUUCGAUAGUAAGCGCGCUACGAACAGCGCAUCCAGCGCAAGAAAAAAUAAGCAGCAGGAGGCAAGCGCCAACAGCAAACCGCGCAUUAGCAAAGCUGACGAAGAGAAUGCAAAAUUUGCUGGUCUUCGAAAUCAAGAAGCCGAUGAGGAGAACACAAAAACUUUGUCGCAUUUGAAGCGUAAGAAGCUACGUCGCUGCUUUCCAUUUGGCCGCGACGCACAGGGCGCUGAAGUGACACCGCCACCAGCGGAGCAAGGGCGUUUGCUUUGGGAUUUGAAUGUCUAUAAUAUUUAUAAUGGAGGUGGUUAUCCUCCGCCUAUAUAUGGUGACAGUGGUGUUGGUUGCGGUGGACUUGGUGGCGGCUUGGGCGGCGUUGGUGGUUUGGCUAGCGCUUUUGCCGGCGCUGGUGGUUUUGGCGGCGGCGGUCUUCUCUCCGAUCCGAUUGCUGCUGCCUAUGCGCCACCCAAUAGAUUGAAUAAUUUCUUACAGCUAUUUGCUCCUGGCAUAUUGCAGAAUGCUUUAGCGGCGACAGCGCGUCCAUCCCUGCUCAGACCUCAAGCCGAUACCACCGCGAGUGGUGCUAACGAUUUGGCUAGUGAUCCGGACGUUGAUCCUGCCUAUACUCCUGUCGCAGCCAGACCACCGCCGGUGAGAAGACCUAACAGGGUUUACUAUGAUUCAGCGGGUGCGGCGCCCGUAACACCUGCCCAAUUGGUAGGCGGUGUAGCCACCACUGUUAAUGGUAUCAUACAGCAACUAACUGGCAAUGUUCAGCCGGUAUACCCGGGUUAUAGGUCGCUAAGUUAUGGAAAAUAAGAAACCUUCAAAUGUUUCCAAAUGCGCUAAUGAAGUUAUAUACAAAUAUACUAUAUAAUUUUUAGUUUUACAUAUAUUUACUUUUAAUCUUAGAAGUAUGGUGUUUACUAUGUUCCUCAAAGAAAAUUUGUAUGUAUAAAUAAA
Bactrocera latifrons is the source of this 1660-nucleotide messenger RNA. RefSeq lists its product as uncharacterized. Lineage: Eukaryota; Metazoa; Arthropoda; Insecta; Diptera; Tephritidae. The record is from RefSeq and is a predicted model, not a curated record. Bases 221 to 1516 code for a protein of 431 amino acids. The transcript is spliced from 2 exons.